UUAGUCGGCCUUGGUAAUUAUUCACAUUCACAAACUAGACAUAGCAUAGGAAUGUUGGUAUUAGAUUAUAUAGCAUCACACCUAAAUUUGACAUGGUCAAAAAAUAAAAGUUGGCCUGCUACCGUUACUACUACAACAGCCAUAUACGUUGAUCCUCCUAAACGACCUAAAAUAAAUCAAAAAAAUGAAGCUGGAACAAACAUGAAGAAACAAGAUAAAAACAUUAUAAAUCCUAAUGAUGAGAAUGGUGAUAUUGAUGAUAAAAGUGCUUUGGAGAACGGAGUCCAAAAGCUUUUAGAUGAUAAUGUUCAAUCAGAAGAAAAUAAUAUAAGUGUGACUUGUACGCACUCUCAGCAGACAACUUUACCUAAGCCUAGAUAUAGGCCAAAACCUGAUCCAGUACCUUUGGAGAUAACAUUGAUGAAGCCAUUGUUACUGAUGAAUGUUAGUGGAAAAUCAGUUUUCAAAGCAAUUAGAGAAUUAAAAUUGUCACCAGCUGACAUUAUUGUAGUGCAUGAUGAUAUGCAACGCGAAUUAGGUAAAAUUAGUUUGAAGGAGGGUGGAAGUGCAAAUGGUCAUAAUGGAAUCAAAUCGGUAAUUGAUGCAUUGAAAACCAAUCAAUUUCGUCGAAUGAGGAUUGGUAUUGGUAGACCGCCAAAAGAGAUUGAUGAUAGAUCUCAUGAUGUUAUUUCUAGUUACGUACUGGCACGAAUAACUAAUAGUGAGAUGGAAUUUUAUACAAAAGAAGUAUUUCCAAAAUGUAAAGAACAAUUACUUAAAAUUUAG
Messenger RNA from Dentiscutata erythropus, 786 nucleotides. The record is from the annotation of a GenBank genome assembly. NCBI's taxonomy places the organism in Eukaryota, Fungi, Glomeromycota, Glomeromycetes, Diversisporales, Gigasporaceae.